AGUUAUGUGGGUGAGAGAGUUUGUGCGUGUUGCAGCAGUGCAGGCAGCUCUGGAGGUUAUUUUGAAAGUGACCCCCUCAUUGCCGCGGACCGCUCACAGCUGUCGGGAACCAUGACACAAGAUGACGGAUACGGUUGUCGUAGAGGGACAAGUCAGACUUCGAGAGGGGAAAAAGUGGAAAAACAGAUGGGUGAUUCUUCGGAAACCUUCGCCGGUUGCAGACUGCCUGACCUUGCUGGUGUAUAAGGAGCGUGGAGAGAAGAGUAAAGGACAACGGGAGAGGAAUCAGGCCACGCUGAGGGAUAUCUGUGGACUGGAGGCUCUCCAGGGGUUUGAUGGAGUGAAUUACAUGCUCAGUCUGCUCUGCCUGAGCCAGUCUGUCAUGCUGGGCUUCGACAACAAAAUGUCUCUUCUGGCCUGGGAUGCUCGUAUCCGCUACAGCCUCGGAGAGGUCCACAGGUUCAGUGUCAACGUUCAGCCUGGCACCAAACUAGAAAGUGGCCCUGCCUCCCUGCAUUUGUGCAACAACUUGCUUGUCAUCGCCAGAGAACUCCCUCCAACUGUCAUCGGCCAAUGGAAACUGUCAGACUUAAGACGAUAUGGUGCUGUACCUAAUGGAUUUGUCUUUGAGGGAGGGACACGAUGUGGCUACUGGGCUGGUGUUUUCUUCCUUGCAUGUGCAGAAGGAGAACAGAUCAGUUUUUUGUUCGACUGCAUCGUUCGUGGCAUAUCGCCAAGCAGGGGGCCGUUUGGACUGCGUCCAGUCCUGCCAGACCCCAGUGCUAACCCAUCAUCUGUAGAAGACCGGAUUAGCCAGGAGGCCAGUGAGCUAGAGAAACGACUCAGUAUGCUGUCCAUUUGUAGUCACCACAGCAGUGCAGCCUCCACCUUUAGUUAUGGCACCUCCUUGGCAGGAGAUGAUCGGAGCAUCUCCAGCUCCUCCUCUGAGACCAGCCAUUCUGAUAACAGCCUGGGCAGCCGCCUGACGAUAUGGCCUGAGCCAGUCAGACACCCCACCCCUGUCGAACCAUCAUCAUCUUCAUCUCCCCUGUUAGCAGUUACGGGAUCUAAGAGUACAGCCUGUUCUGUCAGCACGUCCAGUGACGAGCGUCUGUAUGGAGCAAUGAUGGGAGGGCUCCGUCCCCCAUCCAAGCCUCCUCACCCCAGAGGCCUUCAAGAGGCGGGACGCCAGAGCUCAACAGACAGUGGCAUUGCCACCGGAAGCCACUCUUCGUAUUCUGGAAGCUUCUCCUCCUACACUGGUAGUAUGGAUAUUGGGCAUAGAGAGACUGAUGAGUUUGGUUCCUUAACAAGCCUCCCUCAAAACCCCAAUUCAAACUCUAACUUUCUUAUCAACACUACAGUACGAACAAUUCCAUUAAUUCCUGAGCACAAACCGUGUGUGUGUCCACUCAGAGAGGCUGCUCAAAUGUACCAGGUACCCACUCCACCUCUCCAGCAUUACGACAUCCCUCGCAAGCUCCUACAACAUCAGGAGCAGUUUUUGACUGCUGCAAGCCAGGGACAGAGGCCUGAAUGUGGAGCUCUGGGACCAGAGGGCGUCCCUGCAGAUGCCACCCCCAAACAAACUGCCCCACAAAGAUUCAACUGGGGUGGUGAAGGAGCAGCGCCCCUUGAAGGUUCCACUACACUGCAAUUACAGCCCGCCAUCUGUCCUGACUGUGGGGGAGGAAAGGUGGAGGAGAGGAGCAGGUGUGAGGUGAGAAGCAGUUCUGAGGAGCAAAUGCCUGACGCUGAUCCAAAAGGCUACUAUGAGCAGAUGGCAUUCAUGAAUGAAGCAUCCAGGUGGCCACAGUUCAGAGCUGGAGAAUAUGGAGAGGCAGGACUGACAGUUAUUGACAAACUUCAAGGUGAUACUGUUAACUAUGUGAAUAUCCCCAUCAGUCCUACAUCUAAACGGCAGCUGCACUAUAUGGAGUUAGAUCUGCAGGACCGUCCAGAGUCAAGCCACACUGUCAGAGCGGCCGGCUCCAGCACUAAAUACGCCCACAUUGACAUCACUGCAACUGAGACAGCACAGAGGGUGGGAGCCCAGCAUGCACAGGGCCGAGAGGAGAGACUACAGGAACUAGAACAGAAGAGGAGAGGAACACUCACCUGAAAAUAUAACGAAGUGGAGUCAAAACGUCUGAGACCACAUUGAAAAUAUAGAUUUUUUUUCCCUUUUAAAUCGGGUUUGUGCAUUUUAAAAAUGAAAAUGUUUGUUUAUAUAUUUAAUAUAACUCUUAAGAUGGUUUCAUAUUUUAAGUCACUUUUUUGAAUUGUGAGCACAUUUUUGAAAACAACUUUUAAUAAUUUUCUUGCAUCCACUGAAACACAAAGCAUGCAUUAUCAGGUUUUACACAAACUUUUAUUGUUCAUGCAGCUCAAAUGCCAGUUGUCUUUUUAAAGCAACAAAAAAACAGAGCUAAUGUUAAGAAAUUCUUCAGUUCAUUUAUCUUUUUUUUUCAACUUUUAACUUUAAUUGUUAUGCUGAAAAAAAUGUUUGUUAGAGAAAUGUAUAUUUGAAUAAUAUUUGGUAGUGGUCUCUCAGACGUUCAGACUCUGUAUUUCAGUGGUUCUCAACACAGGGUUCAAGGUCCACUUUGGGGUCCUCCAUAUGACUUAAAUAUAUUGUUAAUAUAAUAAAAAGAUCUUACUCUAAAUUAAAAUCAGAAAAUAAUACAUACAACCAUAUAAAUAAAAAAGUAUCGGAGGGCCUUUGAAAAUUGGGUUGGACUUAAUUGGGCUUUGAGUUGAACUGCUGCUGCACGGUAUAAUGUUAAAGGCAUAGUUCAACCAAAAAUGAUCCUAUGAUUUACUCACCCCCAAGCCGUCCUAGGUGUAUAUGACUUUCUUCUUUCAGAAAAAUACAAUCAGAGUUAUAUUAAAAAUGUCCUGGCUCUUCCAAGCUUUAUAAUAGCAAUGAAUGGGGGUCCAGAUUUUAAAGCCCAAAAAAGUGCAUCCAUCUAUUAUAAAAUAUGCAU
Carassius carassius (crucian carp) is the source of this 2987-nucleotide messenger RNA. RefSeq names its product docking protein 7b (gene dok7b). Gene Ontology annotation, biological process: positive regulation of protein tyrosine kinase activity; neuromuscular junction development. The transcript is spliced from 11 exons. The record is from RefSeq and is a predicted model, not a curated record. Bases 122 to 2122 code for a protein of 666 amino acids. Gene Ontology annotation, molecular function: protein kinase binding. NCBI's taxonomy places the organism in Eukaryota, Metazoa, Chordata, Actinopteri, Cypriniformes, Cyprinidae.